GAUUCGUUAUUUGUUUUGAUUCGAAACGAAAAAUCUAAAGUUUUAUUGGAACUAUGUAUAUGAGUUUUAUAUUAAAAAUAUAAAUUAUAUAGUGUAAACACAUUUAUGAAUAUAGUGUGAACGCGUUAUCAUAUUUAUUAUCAAAUCAUUGUAAAACUGCCACGUGUCUAUUAUAGUAUGAAUGUAUUUAUGACAAUGUUUCUCCUUUAAUAUAUAAGGGAUAUGAUUUUGUAUAUUUCCAAACAAAAACACAAUUACCUAUACACCUAACCAUUUUUCAACCAAUAGAAAAAUAAAAUAGAGAAUUUUAUCAAUAAAUUUUGCAUCCAAAUUCUAAAACGACACUUAUUUUGAAACAAAAUUUUUUCCUUACAACGACAAUUAAAUCGAAACGGGGGGAGUAAUAUUCAUAGGUAACUCUUUGAUAUAUUUAAUAUUUUUUUUCCUUUCUAUUCAUAUAAAUAUUAAGAUUCUUUCAACACAUAAUAUCAUCCAAGUAUCUAAAACUCUAAAAAAAAUAUACAAAAAAAUUGUAAAAUAUUGAUAAGAAAAAUGGGAAGCAAAGUUUCUUUCUCAAUGAUCUUAGUUGCAUCUCUUUGGGCAGUAACUUUUGCCACUGAAAGAGUAGCUCAAGUGCAACCCCCAAUAACAAUACCUGCACUUUUUCCACUGGGUUUACCUAUUGAUUUGGUAAAAUGUUGGUCGUCUCUUUUUAACGUCGAGGGAUGUGUGCUCCAAAUAUCCAAUUCAAUUCUUUCUGGCAAGUUUGAAAAUCUUGAAGCCCCGUGUUGCAAGGUGUUCUCAUCCUUAGAUGCAAAUUGUUGGCCUCAAAUGUUUCCACUGAACCCAUUAUUUCCACCUUGCCUCAAGGAAAUUUGCGCUCGCAUCGUUCCCAACCCACCUACACACAAGUGAAAAUCUGCACUUUAGAUCAGUCAUUUAUCAUUUUCCAAGCCAUAUAUGUCUUUUUACCGUAUUAGAUAGUUCAAUAUAGUGAAAUUUCUAAAUCGCUUAAUUUAAUAAAAAAACUUUGGAGCUCUCUUCCAGAAAAAUCCAAAUUUUAAUACAAUAUGGUAAUCACACCUACCUUUUUCAUCCCUCUUUCAUUCGUUUUUAACGAUUUGCUGAUUUGAAAAGACAAAUUAUCAAAGAAAUUCAGUUUAAGUAAGUGUUUACAUUAUAUUUAGAUCUUUUCAUACAAAUCAUCUAUGUAUUCAAUUGUAUCCCCACCUACAUUAUUUGAAACAAAGUGUAGUACGGAGGAAAACUCAAAUGAAUAGCUAGUUAAGACAACAAUAUGUAAUUAAUAGCUUCCCCAGAACUCUACCAUGUUGUAGCCUUAAACAGAGUAAGGCGCAGCAAAAAUAAUUUUAGGGUUACUCGGUGGCGGUUCAAAUUUGUGUAGAAGUGUGGCCGACAAAUCGUUCAGGAGCUUGAAAUUCAUUGUUUCAGUUUUGGUGAUCAACUAUUCUCAUUUCUCUGAGUUGCUGGAAUAGCUCUAAUUCAAUGAUUGAGAACCUUAAUUUAAAAUUUUCGAUUAUGAAAAAAAUGUUGAAAAAAAUGUAACCACAAAGAAACCAAACUGAAAAUAAUUAAUUGGGUCAAAAUACAAUACCAACUUUUACAUAAUUAUAUCUCUGUAACAAUAACGCCCUUGCAUUAUUUCAGCCUAGUGUAAGAAAUUUUUUUCCAACCUACAUGGGGCUAUAUUUUGAAAAAUAUUUAUACACAUCGGUAACUCUUCAAUAUAUUAAAUAAUAUCAUACUUUCUAAUCCUUUAAAAUUUAAGCUUCUUUCAACAUCUAAUAUCAUCCAAGCAUUUAAAAGUAUAAACCAAAAAAAAAGUGUAAAAAGAUUGAUGAGAAAAAUGGGAAGCAAAGGUUUUGUCUCAAUGAUCUUAGUUGCAUCCCUUUGGGCUAUAAUUUUUGUCACUUAAAGAACAUCUUCAAAAGUUAAUUUCAAUUUUUUCUUCAAAAUUUGACUUCUUCAAAAUAUGAAAUAACAUGUUCUCCAAUGAUUUAAUGCAUUUUCUUUGUAUACAGAACAUUCUAAUUAUAUUAUAUCACCAUUUUAUACUUAAUUAUUAUACUUUUUAAAUUUACUAACUUUAUCUAACUAUUUUGUUUUAACAGUAAGCCGAUCUAAUUACUAUAAUUAUUAUAAGGUAGACAUUAUCAUAUGAUACAAUUAUUAUACAUAACAUGAAUAAAUAAACAAAGAACAUUAUAUUUUAUAAAGAAACACCAAAUAUAUAUUUCAAUUAAGUGUUUAAUCAAAGUAUUCUGAAACAAAAAAUAAUUUUAUUUUAUUCUAAAUUCUUCUGAAUAGAACAUGAAAUUAUCGGGAAAUAAUAUUUUCAUGUUUUUCGCUAUUAACAUCUAAUUAGAUAAAUUAUUAAUAUCAAUUUAAAAUUAAUUGGAUAAUUUCAACUAGUAAAAAAUGAUAAAUGAUAUAAAAUUUAUGAUUUCGAAUAAGACUAAUUUAUUUUAUUUUUUUUUUUGAAGAUUUUCUAAAUAAGACUAAUUUAAAAUAGAAGAUAAUAG
Brassica rapa (field mustard) is the source of this 2543-nucleotide messenger RNA. RefSeq lists its product as uncharacterized. Lineage: Eukaryota; Viridiplantae; Streptophyta; Magnoliopsida; Brassicales; Brassicaceae. Gene Ontology annotation, cellular component: vesicle; extracellular region. The record is from RefSeq and is a predicted model, not a curated record. Gene Ontology annotation, biological process: regulation of protein localization to cell surface; double fertilization forming a zygote and endosperm; regulation of double fertilization forming a zygote and endosperm.